AUGACUUAUUUCUACCAUGCUUAUUCAGGGCACAUACCAAGUAAUGUUAGCAUUGCCACAGGUGAUACAAGAACAGAGAUGUCUGGCUGGUGGAAGAUGUCUAGAAAAAAAACAUCAGAAUGUUUCAGUAUUCUGUACUACCGUUAUGUCGCUGCCAUGAUGUUUGCAGUUGAUGAGAUAAACAGAAAUUCUCACCAUCUACUAAACCAUACACUGGGAUAUGUGAUGUAUGAUUCAUGCUAUGCAGAAAUAAGAGCCCUGGAGGUCACAAUGAGACUGCUAUCUGUGGAGAAGAUGGUUCCAAAUUACCAUUGUGGUGGUUAUUCAUGGCCCAUUGCCAUUAUUGGGGAUUCACCAUCGGCAUCUUCUCUUAUAAUGGCUAGGUUACUGGGAAUUUACAAAUACCCACAGAUCAGUUAUGGUUCAAUGCUACCUCUAUUGGGAGACAAGCAACAGUUUCCAUCUUUUCUUCGUACUACAAGCAAUUUCACUGUUCAGGUUGUUGGCAUCACUCAACUGAUGAAACAUUGUAGUUGGACAUGGAUUGGCAUUCUAGCCUCUGAUAAUGACAUCGGCAGAGAAGGCAGUCAAGAUCUUUUGUUGGAGCUUGCUAAAAGAGGCAUCUGUGUAGCUUUUCAAGAAGUAAUGCCUGCUUACAAAUCUGAAAGCACACUACAUAAGAUUGUUUCAAAGAUCAAGGUAUCAUUGGUGAAAGUGAUAAUUGUCUAUUCUACACAAUUGCACCUUGUACCAUUAAUGGAAGAAGUCACAUUGCAGAACAUAAGUGAUAAAGUCUGGGUUGCCCCAUCUCACUGGGGAAAUUCUUUAGUAUUCCAUAUCAAGGACAACUGGAAGACAUUAAAUGGCACUUUAGGCUUCACAAAGAACAAUCCAGAAAUUCCUGGUUUCCAAAAUUUUGUACACAGCAUCAUUCCUUCUACCGUAACUAGUGAUAUAUUUCUGAAUCUUUUCUGGGAAGCAAUUUUUCAUUGUAAGUGGCUUACUGAGAACAUUAGCACUGUGUCAGUACAGGAAAACUUAGGAAGCACUACAUUUUGUACAGGUACUGAAAGCCUAAAAACAAUACAGACUUCAGUAUAUGAGUCCUAUAAUUUCCAAGAAGCAGUCAGCACAUACAAUGCAGUGUAUGCUGUAGCCCAUUCACUGCAUAAUCUGUUACUGUGUGAUUCUAAGGAUGUGACAUCAAAGAACGAAUCGUGUGCAAAUAUUACAAGCUUUCAGCCUUGGAAGCUUUUGAACUUUAUAAAGGGCGUCCAUUUUAUGAAUACAGCAGGCCAAGAGAUAUAUUUUGACAUGAAUGGUGAUAUGCCAACCCAGUAUGACAUCCAGAACUUUCAGUUUUUUCAGAAUGGAACAAGUCGAAUUAUAAAAGUAGGCUUCUUCAAGUCAUGGGCCCCAAAUGAUGAGCAGAUUCAAAUAGAUACAGCAGCCAUUUUGUGGAAUGAUGGUGCUACAAAGGUCCCACAAUCUGUGUGCAGUGAAAGCUGUGGCCCAGGAUAUAGAAAAUCCACUCGCAAGGGACAGGCCAUAUGCUGCUUUGAUUGCAUCCAGUGUUCUGAUGGGAAAAUGUCAAACCAAACAGACAGUAAUGACUGCAUAGAGUGUCCAGAUAAUGAAUGGCCAACCAGUGAACAAAGCAAAUGUGUUCAAAAAACUGUUGAGUUCUUGUCAUACAAGGAACCAUUUGGUGCAUCAUUGGCUGUUGUCAGUAUCUGCUCUUCUGCCAUCACUGCUUCUGUUUUCUGCAUCUUUAUCAGGUUUCGAGACACACCAGUCAUCAAGGCCAACAACCAGGACCUGAGUUAUCUGCUGUUGCUUUUGCUCUUCCUCUGCUUCCUCUGUUCCUUGUUAUUUAUUGGUCACCCAGAAACAGUAACCUGUGCAAUACAACAAGUUGCUUUUGGUUCCAUUUUUACUUUCAGUAUCUCCUGCAUAAUGGCUAAAACAAUCACAGUCAUUGUUGCUUUCACUGCUACCAACAACAACAGCUUCAUGAAAAAGUGGGUUGGGAUGAAAACACCAGGAUUAGUGAUCAUCUUAUGUUCCCUGGGCCAGAUUAUAAUAUGUACUGCCUGGUUAUCUACGCAGCCACCCUUUCCUAAUGACAAUAUUAAAAUAAAACCUGGAAAGAUUAUAGCUGAAUGCCAGGAGGGGUCAUCUGUAGCCUUUGCCUGCAUGCUGGGAUACAUGGGACUUUUGGCAAUGCUGUGUUUUCUACUGGCAUUCUUAGCAAGAAAACUACCAGAUACUUUUAAUGAAGCCCAAAUUAUCACCAUUAGUAUGUUCAUUUUUCUCAGUGUUUGGACGUCUUUCAUCCCUGCUUACCUGAGCACUCAAGGAAAGUACAUGGUUGCUGUGGAGGUAUUUGCUAUCUUGGCAUCAAGUGCUGGGUUACUGUGUUCAAUAUUUCUCCCGAAAUGCUACAUUAUAUUGCUAAGGCCUGAGAAGAACACUAGAAAACACAUAACUGGAAAAGCAAACAGCAGUGCAAAAUAA
Protopterus annectens (West African lungfish) is the source of this 2517-nucleotide messenger RNA. Its product is annotated as extracellular calcium-sensing receptor-like. The coding region runs from base 1 to 2517 and encodes 838 amino acids. The transcript has 6 exons. Gene Ontology annotation, cellular component: membrane. Gene Ontology annotation, molecular function: G protein-coupled receptor activity. The record is from RefSeq and is a predicted model, not a curated record. Lineage: Eukaryota; Metazoa; Chordata; Ceratodontiformes; Protopteridae. Gene Ontology annotation, biological process: G protein-coupled receptor signaling pathway.